Messenger RNA from Glycine soja, 1232 nucleotides. RefSeq names its product protein TIFY 10A-like. Lineage: Eukaryota; Viridiplantae; Streptophyta; Magnoliopsida; Fabales; Fabaceae. Gene Ontology annotation, cellular component: nucleus. The record is from RefSeq and is a predicted model, not a curated record. Bases 133 to 909 code for a protein of 258 amino acids. Gene Ontology annotation, biological process: regulation of defense response; regulation of jasmonic acid mediated signaling pathway; response to wounding. The transcript has 5 exons.
AAGAUAAUCAUUGCAUCGUAGGAGUCUCUUAUUUUCCUUUGUAAUGGAAAGUUAGAAACCCUCAUCGUCAAAGCACGCGUUUUUUUUAAUCUCUCUCUCUCAACAAAUAUUUGUGGGUAGAUUCAAUUCACCAUGUCGAGCUCAUCGGAGUACUCUGAAUUUUCCGGCCAGAAACCGGCGAGGUCGCCGGAGAAAUCGAGCUUCUCUCAGACUUGCAGUCUGUUGAGUCAAUACAUCAAGGAGAAGGGUAGCUUCGGAGAUCUUACCCUCGGAAUGACAUCAUGUGGGUCACCUGAGACAUCUUGUCAAUCUGCUACAACCAUGAACUUGUUUCCUCCCAAGGAAAACAACGUGGCACCAAAGAACCUGACAGCUAUGGAUUUGCUCUCUCCACAAGCUUCCUCCUAUGGACCUUCAGAGGAGAUUCCAACCUUGGUUAAUUCCAGCGCAAUUAAGUCUGUGAGCAAGGGUGCUAAAACUGCACAGAUGACAAUCUUUUAUGGUGGGCAAGUUGUUGUGUUUGAUGAUUUUCCUGCUGACAAAGCAAGUGAGAUCAUGUCCUAUGCCACCAAAGGGGGGAUCCCCCAAAGCCAGAACAAUUCUGUCUACACCUACACACAGAGCCAGCCUUCAUUUCCUCCUACUUUGAUCAGAACUUCUGCUGAUUCAAGUGCUCCAAUUAUUCCCAGUGUGAACAUUACAAACUCCAUUCGUGAGCACCCUCAAGCAUCAUCCAGACCUGUUGUUUAUCUGCCAAUUGCUAGAAAAGCUUCACUCCACCGGUUUCUGGAGAAGAGAAAGGAUAGAAUUGCUUCGAAAGCACCAUAUCAAGUAGCAAAUGGGCCUUCUAACAAGGCAGCUGAGUCCAUGCCAUGGCUUGGGCUGAGUGCUUCUUCACCUCAAAUCUGAGAGCAGCUACAGUUAUAUGUAAUUUUUAAGCAUUAUUUUUGUUGUGAAAAUGCUAACUAGUCAGAAGUAUUUUUUUUGCCAGAAAUCUUGACUAAGUUUCUGGUUAUAUUUUUUUCCUGACUGCAUAGCAUUGUUACUCUUUUUUUUUUCUUUAAAUGUUUUAAAGAUGUUUUAUGGGCUUCUUGUUAGCCCUUUAUUUGUCAUAGUAAUUUCGGCUCUGCUGGGUCGUAUCAUAGAUCUAACUAUUGGUUAGUUGAUGCUGCUCUAAUUAUAGUGAUUCAAUAUAUUCAUUGUUAUGAUUAAAGAUUAAUCUUUUUCCCCCA